Guillardia theta CCMP2712 is the source of this 687-nucleotide messenger RNA. RefSeq lists its product as hypothetical. Lineage: Eukaryota; Cryptophyceae; Pyrenomonadales; Geminigeraceae. The coding region runs from base 1 to 687 and encodes 228 amino acids. The record is from RefSeq and is a predicted model, not a curated record. The transcript has a single exon.
AUGAUGGGAACAGAGCGACGUGCGAAAAAAGAUGGCGAUGGCAGUCGACUUUCAGAUAGUAAUAUAACGACGGACCUGUACAGCAAGUGGAUACAUCAGGUUUGCUCAGAAAAUGAGGACAGCAAUGCGGCUGUCGCAGGCGAGCCGAGCAGCAACGCAGGCAAUCAGGAUGGGUCUCCGAAAAUGGAAAAUGACGACUCUCGGGAGUCCUCCCCGAUGGACGAUGCUUCUUCCUUGCAUAGCUGGAAUGCACAGACUGUGGGAAGAGGGACAUCUGUUACUUUCAUCAAGUGGCUCCAUCUGAAGCACUGUGAAGCGAAACUGGCGGGUGCUUCAGACGACGUAACUCCGAGUGAGGAUAGCGUUCCGAAUGAAGGCAGCGGUAUGUGCGCUAGCACCCCAGAGGACAUUUCGGAUACAGAGAUGCCAAGCACUCAGUCGAGAGUAGAAAACCUGCCGGGCGAGUCCGAUUUCUACACUCAUGCUUCCAAGGAAACGGUCCUGUCCUCAUCCUCGUCCUUCCACGCGGAGGAUUCGCAAUCAGUGAUCGACAAUUUACCUGGGGAAUCGGACUUCUACAAAAACGUUGCAGCCAGAUCACCAUCGCCAAGAGAGUUGAAGAGCAAGAAGAAGAGCUUGCAAGAGAAAGCAGUAGAGAAAGCGAUGAGCGUUGUCAAAACUAUUUGA